Molecule: messenger RNA, 204 nt
Organism: Leptonychotes weddellii (Weddell seal)
Lineage: Eukaryota; Metazoa; Chordata; Mammalia; Carnivora; Phocidae
Gene: DEFB114
Product: defensin beta 114
Biological process (GO): innate immune response
Cellular component (GO): extracellular region
Source: RefSeq, a predicted model, not a curated record
AUGAAGAUAUUUUAUCAUCUCCUCCAUUUUCUGUGUUAUGUGACCUUCAUCCUACCAGCCACAUGUACCUUGGUGGAUCCUGAUCGGUGCACAAAAUAUUUCGGUUACUGUAGAAGACGCUGCUUUAAAUAUGAAAAGCAAAUUGAUAUAUGUCUCUCACCAAGUAAAAUUUGCUGCAUUGAGAGGUUAUUUGAAGAAGAUUAA